Messenger RNA from Loa loa (African eye worm), 1130 nucleotides. RefSeq lists its product as hypothetical. The transcript is spliced from 6 exons. Lineage: Eukaryota; Metazoa; Nematoda; Chromadorea; Rhabditida; Onchocercidae. The record is from RefSeq and is a predicted model, not a curated record. The coding region runs from base 203 to 988 and encodes 261 amino acids.
UUACAAAUUUCAGCAGCUAUGUAUUUGGUAUCACUACUUUGCUCCUCUCUAUUACUUUGUUUAUUCCCAAUUGUUGAUUCAUUAUCCCCGUGUCCACCUGGUUUCAGUUAUCAUGUCAACUCCGAAAAAUGUUUUAUGGUAGUAAAAUGGUUGGAUGAACCGAUGAAUCAAACGAAUGCACGUUUGACGUGCGCAAAAGAGAAUGCCUUUUUUAGCAUCCAUUGAAUCUGAUGAUGAAAAUAAUUUUAUCAAAGAUUUGUUAGUGGACAAGAAUGCCGAAAUCGCAUACAUCGGUUUACAAUCUGUACCAUAUAACGUUGCACACCGGUACUUUUCUGAUGGUACAACAUUGGGUUAUACGAACUGGGCACCUGGAAAACCAGAUAAUGAUAAUUUGAUGGAUGAUGGAUGUGUCGUGAUAGAUGCUGCUGAAGGACAAUGGGAUGAUUGGACAUGUAGUGCUAACAUGGUAACAGGACCUUGGGCAACUGUUUGCCAAACAAGAUAUCUCGAAAAAGAAGAUCAGAAAGAAGAAGCAAAUUGUCCUACGGGAUUUGCAUAUGAUUCAAUUUCGACAAAAUGUUAUAAGGUAAUAAUAAAAGCCGAAGGAAUUACUGCAUGGAACGCGAAAAUUGAAUGCGCAAAUUAUAAUUCCCAACUUGUAGCCAUCAACUCAAAAGAAGAGAAUCAAUUUAUUUCCAAUUUGGCAAUGAAGCAUCCACUUUCGGCAAUGCGUGUAUUCAUUGGAUUGGAAUCUGAUAGGACAAAUCUAGACGCCAGGAACCGAUAUUGGAUUGAUGAUACAUGGGUUGAACAAAGGUACGUGAAUUGGGAGUAUGAUAAACCGGAUAACGUCCCCUACUAUUUAAACGACUGCGUGGUGAUGAUUCCGGAACGAAAUGGUGUUUGGGAUGAUUGGGCGUGUAACUUACCACGUUACCUUGAGCAUGCCGUUUACGGAGCUGUCUGUGAAUUUCGUAAUGAAUAAAUGUAUAAUCGAGUAAAUUGUUGAUCGAACCAUUUAUGAAAAUGCUAUUUUUACGAUCCAAUUUGAAUCAAUUAAAAUCUUUGAAAGCCUUGAAAAAUGCAAAUUUCGAAGUUUAUUCUGUUGUUGAAAUAAAUUGUCAGGA